Messenger RNA from Betta splendens (Siamese fighting fish), 2354 nucleotides. RefSeq names its product CD8a molecule (gene cd8a). The coding region runs from base 1100 to 1756 and encodes 218 amino acids. The record is from RefSeq and is a predicted model, not a curated record. The transcript is spliced from 6 exons. Lineage: Eukaryota; Metazoa; Chordata; Actinopteri; Anabantiformes; Osphronemidae.
UCUGUUAUGUCUGCUGCCUCCUGCUUUUUCUCAUUGCCGCUCUCCACCCACCAGUGGAACGCAAGUCGCCCACUAAGAGGUAAAAUGUCACUUCUCGUUGCCCAUCACCAGAUCAGCGCUUGCUUUUACUUUCCGUCACUGAGCAGGAAGCAGCACGGGCUCUGGUUGCACCAUCGCUGCUCCAUCUGAAGGUUUCACUUCCCUGCAGCUCUUCAAACAGAUUCAAUUACAGCGACGGGGGCUUCAAUUCUCUACAUUAUUGUUCGGUUUGCGUGUGUUUCCUGUCUGCGUGGGAUCCGGCGUCCGCGUCCGAGCCGGGCUGACGCGACCAGGACUCUCUCACCGGCAUCAAACAGAACGUCGGGGACGAGAGACCUUCACGCGGCCGCGCGCGCGCUCCACACCUGGGCUGCUGACGUCACGGAAGGUGUUUUCCGUCAGUCUGCGGCAGUCGGAGCGUCGCUCGGGGCGAUGGCCGGCGGUGCAGCACAGUGUAAAACUUCAGCUGGAGACAAUAAUGACUCGCUGCUUAAUAAUACGCGGGUCAGGGGAGGAAAACCUCCUUUUGCUGCCAUCUAGCUGUCACACAGCGAGGCAACAGCCUGAUGACGCUGUCCGUCAUUAGCAGCGGGGUACAUUAACCUCCAUCCUCCCGGUGACGCCCAGAUGAUGUGAAAACUUGAUGCGAUGAUGUCAUACUUUGAUUUUUGUUGCUUCUGUGUCCACUUGUGAUGUUUUUGUAGCAUUUCUUUUCUUGGGGUCAAAUCGUUUGACCUUUCGCAGCGCGGUCAUGCUCCAUCAGGCCCCCCACGCCUCCCCCCACCCUCGGCACCCUGCUGAGCUCGCCCCUGGAUGGAGCAGUGCGGCUCAGCGCUUCAGCCUAGAGGCAGCGCUCACAUGGGUGGGCUCCACUUCAAAAACAGGGUGCAGACCACGAGUGUGCUGCAGGAGGCCUCUGCAGCGCUGCGCUGCAAUGACACUAUUUGACAGAGCAAAGACAACGAGGCGGGGUUUGAUAUCUCGCUGAAUUAUCUCAUAGCAGACUCCAACAAACACCGGAAAGACGUGUUUGGCAGCUAUUGUCAUCUGUAGGAUUAAGAUGGACCAAAAGUGGAUUCAGGCCCUUGUGAUUCUGAUGCUUUAUCAGAGAUUUACUUCAGGAGUUGAAGUGGUAACAGUCAACCAAGGGGACUCACACAGGAUCGAGUGCAGACCCUCUGAAAUAGGCACCAUCAUCAUAUGGUUUCGCGUCCUGGACAAUGUUGGCAUGGAAUUUAUUGCAUCUUACACCAACAACGGCAUGUUGAAGUCUAAGGGGAUCCAAAAUCCCAGAUUACAAAUUUCCGAUGACGUCCUCACUCUGACUUCCUUCACCAAGUUCGAAGACAGCGGCGUGUACAGCUGUGCAAGUAUAAAAGGCAACGAGCUGAAAUUUGGCAAAGUGAAACGACUGGUUGGUGUUACGGAUCCAGUCGCGGCACCAGAACCAAAGGUCGUCUCUACGCCGCCAUGUCCGACCACAACCACCAGGCCCUGCAGCUGUAACACCAGCAGAGCGAAGCCGGAGAGCGCGUCCUUGUACUGUCCUCUCGUCAUACUGGGCCCACUGGCCGGGUCCUGCGGCCUUCUCCUCCUGCUCCUCAUCGUCACCACGCUGUACUGCAACAAAAUAAGGACGCGGAGAUGUCCACAUCAUUACAGGAAAAGGCCACAGAACAUGACUCCAGGAAAACAAAUGAACAACAGACAUGUUUAAUCUGAACGAUGCACGUCUUCAAACUGUAAACUUAUUCAAACUCCGUAGUUGUUGAAUGAAUGUCCUGAGAACAUUUUAAUUGAGCCUCCUCUGUCAACUUUUAUCGUCAGAUAGUCAAUAGUCUGAUUUCUUUUCAAUGUUUAGUCAGUUUUGCUUUUGUACAAAUUUCUUUUGUUAGAGCCUCUUCUUUUGAAAUAUAUUUGCGGUUUGUUUUUUUCAACAUCACUUUUUGUUGAUUUGCUGAUUUGAUUUGUUGAUAUGGCACAUUUUCUUCUCUUGUUUUCUGCAGUUUUAGGAUUUGAGAAAGUUUUAUUCUGAAAACAUUAAUUUACAGCUAUAAAAAUAAGUAAAAAAAAUUAUGUACAAUCGUUUAUUCAGUGAAAGUAAACGCAAACUGAUGACGGUCUUACUCAAACGUACAAACAUAGCACCUGCCAGUUACAGUUUUAUGGUUUAUAAUGUAACUGGCAUUAUUUAGAUCUUUUAGAUUUAGAGAUUUUAAAUAAUUUUAAAUGAAUUUUGUACCAGAAUAUUACUGCUGUCUUUAUUUUGUAGCUUGAAUCCGUGUAAAAAUAAAUAAAAUACAACAAGAAAUCCA